Dicrocoelium dendriticum is the source of this 3415-nucleotide messenger RNA. NCBI's taxonomy places the organism in Eukaryota, Metazoa, Platyhelminthes, Trematoda, Plagiorchiida, Dicrocoeliidae. The record is from the annotation of a GenBank genome assembly.
AUGCUCUCUGGAUACCUCGACUCAUGUCGCAUGGAUUUUAUCUUACAGUGGAGACCACCUGGUAUAUCCGAAUCAGAAUGCUCUGCAUCCGAGCUCCCGUUCCUGCGCCUCAUUCUAAAUCUUAUUCUGAUGGAGGGCACACGUGCGCCUGCAUUGGAUUUGUUACUGCUUUUGUUGAAGCGCAAAGCCCAACCAGGACCUGAAGAUCCCGUCUCCAAAUUAACGAAUGCUUUACUUGCGGAUACCUUUUCCUUUACCCGACUUCUGACCAUUGUUAGUUCUUCGUUGGACGAUCAGCAUUCCUUAACAGAGGGCGGAUAUAACGCGUUACUUUUGGCCUCUGAAGUCAUCGCCCGGCUCGGUCAGGCGAUGGUCACUCGAUGGACGGAUUUCUGCACACAAUCGUCUCCCUGCGAGUGUGUUGUUGGAAUGCAGUUCGCCUGUUCCAAUCAUUUCACCCACAUAUUGAAUUGCAUUUUGCGAAUUAUGAACCAUCCCCUCAAGAUGAUUUCCGCAACUACCAAUAUAUUCUGGCUGACUGCCCUUCGUUCACCUGAACAGUCACUGAUCACCCAAUUGGCCCAGUUUAUUCCGGAUCUCUUCCAAGUUUGGCGCCGAGGAUUAAAAAAGGACUGGUUCACGCGUGCGCCAAACGCUUACACUCAAUGGAUGCGUGGAGCUUUCGACUCAGACGAGUACUAUGGUCUCUUAUCAAAAUAUCGAACUGAGAUGACUCGUUGUUUGAGUCUGGCCGCGGACCACUGGCCGGUUCAACUACUCCAGCUGCUUACCUCAUUUUCCAUGGAUCUCGUCAAAGCAACUUCAGCGAUCACUGACUCACGGGAACCAAAAAUACAUGACUCCUCUAUCGAUGACGCAGCCUCCGAUUGGGACACUCUCGAACUCCUCUUCGAUCAAGUUUUACCUGGUAUCAAGGGGGGCUUUACUACUGCAGGCCAGCCGGAUCGAUUCCGUCAGAUAAUGGGCGAUAUGGUGCGGCAAUAUCUGCAGGUUCCACCGUCGCAACAUCCCAGUCUACGUGGAAAGUAUCUGGCUUGUUGCUCCAUUGCCAUUCAAUAUGUAGAUGCCACUCAUGAUCCUGAAUUACUGAUUCCAUUAUUGACCCAAAUAUUUGCAUGCUUUCGGUACAACCCAUUUGAAGCCUCCACUUCUCCAGACUUUGGGCGUCCGAAGUGUGUGCAAGCCAUGCACUUGGAGGCCGCGUCUUCCUUUUUCCGCCUCACUCGUGCCAACCCCGAACGUAUCAUGCCUCAUUUUGACGCGAUCGGUUCCGAAGUAAUCAGCCUGUGGGCAGAUCCAUGCAGCGGCAUGAUGGAGAAGUGUGUCCUUCUCGAGGCACUGAUUGUGCUUUGCCUCCGUCUACCCCAACCGAUCACUGUCCAACGCGAUCUCCUCAAGCAGUUGGUAACUCACGUUACUUCGUCCUGGUGUCCGUCUUCUCCCACAGAGUCUGAUCCAGCCCCAAUGGCACGAUUGUUGUCCGCCUGUGGUUCCGGCGGUCUCGGUCUGCUUACCGCUCUGGGUCUAGACCAACCUAUAUCUGCGCAUCACGACAUACGGUCCCCAUACGUACAAUUGCGUAUCGCUCUCGGUCAAAAUACUCUGGCCCUGUUGGCCACUUCUAGGCGCCUUGCAGAACCGGUGAAUUCCGAGCAGCUUUCUCAAAUCACUAUCCCUAUGUUGGAACCAGUCCUGUCCCCCGUAGUACUUGUGCUUCGAGCUUUUAACCAAUUGUGGCUACCCAAUCUCCGUGCUCGGGUGGAUCCUUCGCUGACAUCCGUUUAUGAAAUGUCCGAUCGAGCAAAGACAGCGGUUCUGUCGCUUCAGUUGACCCGUUCGGAAAGACGCAAUUGCGAUGAACCGAAGACACCCAUAGAUCGCAUUCGGCUUGGUUUAUUCGAACACCAUGAGAACAUUCUGACUAUCACGGGCAUCCUGUUCACCGGCCUUGCUUCUCGCUUGUACAUGUUGCCCACAGACCAGCUCGCGUUGGUGUUGCACCAGGGCUGCUGCGAAGCAUUCGAACACCUACCGGAAGUGAAACUUAUCAGCAUCAUACGUCACGUAAUUCGGCCAUUUGUUCGAAGCUGUCCCAAGCUUUAUCUGUCCACUGCUCUGGUCCCGCUCAUUCCCCCUAUCGUUGAAUCUGUUGUACAGCGGCUCGAUGCAAGCUGGCACCGGUUUGCCAUAACGAGCCAAACUACCCUCGCAGACGAUAAGGCUGUCACGGAAGAAUUGCUCGAAGAGCGCGUCACCCGUCUGCUAAGUCGCGCAUUGAUGGAUUUGCUAAGAGUCAUUUAUACCUUUAACGGCUGCGAAUCCAUCUCCGCCUGGUCUGACAACGACUCCGAUAAACUGGACGACAUCGAUAUGGCCCCGGACUCGCAAAUGUCCACUGCUUCCUCGAAUCACGGAACAACCGACGUCCACAGCUCCGUCGGUGCCUUAGCUCACGCUUUGAUGGCAUCUUCUUUGACUGAUUCUCAGCUGGACAAUGUGGAUGGGGGCGCAUCGUGUGCGGAUCCGUUGUUCCUAUGCAGUCUUGCCAAGUGUCUUUCUUGGCCUGAUAGUGUAACUUGUGCCAAAGCCUCCCAAUGGAUACCUCCUCUGAUUGACGCGAUGCUUCAGUCCCCAGUCACUGGAGACAGCUCCACUCCUUCGGACAAGCGCCACUUACCAGCGCCUUUGGCCGAGUCCGUUCUCUUUGGCAUUCUAUGUGGUCUGCAUGUGAACGGGAAGAACACCGAAUCCAAUUUACCCGGUCUGCUACUCGCUGGAGUUCGUGUCUACACUUCCGUUGACGCUUCAGUGGCUUGCGAUCGACUUCGGACGGUGGUCACCAAGAUACUCCUAAAUACAUUUGGUGACGAUUCUACGCAAUCAACCCAGCUAAUACAAUCGAUCCAGAAUUUCGAAAAUAAGGUAUUCAACAGUUCCAAGACGCUACCGGAAAAGGCAAAGCGGGAAUUGUUCAAAAAGCUUGUUCAACCCAUUAUCGGAGUUCCCCUUAGUCGACAAUUUUGUGACAAUGUGGCAAUCGCCCCUCUCGCCCCAUUGGUUCGUUCCAAAUGGAAGCAAUCCACUCGCAACGGCGACUCGUUUCCGGACACUUUCGGCCUCUGCGCUCUAUUCUCCAAUUGAUGAGACGCAUUUUUCUUGUUUCCUCACCGAGAUUUCCUUCCUCGAAAACGCAACAGAAUGAAUGUACUCAUUUACCACCAUGUUGGCGUUUGAUCCGGACUUUCAUUCGUGAGUGUACAGCACCAAUGAGUUGCCAAUAAACAUUUGGGUGUAAAUAAUUUCCACCUGCUCGUUCAAACGCGUACCCACCUCGCCACUAAGCACAGUUUACGCUUCUGAAUGGAUAAGUUGCAUUUAGAUCGUUAAAGCCCAG